Messenger RNA from Oldenlandia corymbosa var. corymbosa, 2184 nucleotides. NCBI's taxonomy places the organism in Eukaryota, Viridiplantae, Streptophyta, Magnoliopsida, Gentianales, Rubiaceae. The record is from the annotation of a GenBank genome assembly.
AUGGUGGGCAGAAGAAGGAAGGGGAGAGUGAAAAUCACCACUAAUGACAAGGAAUCGCGUCUUGAAGGGGAAAAUUUUGUGGGUUCUGAUGGUGUGAAGGAAAAAAAGGAAUUGGGGAAGUCGAUUAGGGUUCAGCAAGACGAGGAACUAGAGAGAUUGGCUAUGGAGAUCGAGACUGCCUCAUCUAGGGCUUCUUCGAAGAGAUCGGUAAACAAGGAGAUGUUUACGCCAGAGGAAGGGAUGGGUUGUUUAAGUAAGGGGAACGUAGCUCACCUCUCUGAUGGGUGUUUUAGUGGGAAAAUUCUAGAUGCACAGGAAGUAAGAGGGAAGGAAAAGCAUACUAAGAGGCAACUCAACUGGGAUGAGAACAGAAGGGCAGUAGACGGAGCUGCAGUCUGGGAUGGAUCUGGUGCUGAGAAAUUAAAAGCUCUGAUUGGUAAGCUGAAGCUCACUCCUCCAUGUCAGAGAGAUGGGCAAGUGGUGGCUAAAAUUCGAGUGGAAGAUGUCCAGGCUGAAGAAGAAUUUUGGGAAAACGCUGUUGCUUGCUUCGUUCUGGGAGUGAGUCCCCCAAAAUGGGUAAUGGAAGAUUUCUUCAAGAGAGCAUGGGGGCGACUGGGAAUUGAGCAGGUAAUCCAAUUGCCCUAUGAUAUUUUUGUUGUGAGAUUUAAGACUGCUGGGGCUAGGGAUGAAGUUCUUAAUAUUAAUAUUAGGAAUUUUGGUAAUAAGCCUUUAAUUGUCAAACCAUGGAGUGUAGGGAUGGGGUUGAAUUUCAGGGAUGUGGAUAAGAGAGUUGUAAAAGGGAAGGAGGUAAGGGAAGAAGAUGCUGAGAAAGGGUUAGAGAUUGCUCAAGGUUCAAGCCAACCUGGGAAGGAAAUGGUAAAGGAGCUACGCAGUAAAGAAGGGAAUAAAAUGGGGGAUGGCACUCUGAGAGAUAAAGGAGCUAUUUCUAGUGUUGCAGAUAAUCAGGUUGUAACUGUUAGGUGUUCUUCUUUUGAGAACCUUAAUAAAGUUACUAGUGAACCCGACACUGGGAAUAACACUGACAUAAGUUGUGGGAAGGAUAAAGGCAUCUUGAUUGAUCCUGGACCUGUUUCCAAUGAGAUCGGGACUGAGAAGGUGAAUUCAAGAAUCGAUAGAGUAUUAGUAAAUGGGGAAUGGGUUGACUUGUAUAGUGACUCAAUUGUUUCAGUAUUGGAGGAAAAUAUCUCAGAUCAUUCGCCUCUUGUGUUGCAAUUUGAAGGGGAAAUGCAGAGGAAACCGAGUCCGUUUCAAUAUUUUAACAUGUGGAGUCUAUCUCCACAGUUUAAGGAUAUCGUUAAGAAGAUUUGGGAAACAGAGGUUGAAGGGAUUAAAAUGUUCCAGGUUUGUUUUAAAUUGAGGUUAUUAAAAGGUCCAUUGCGAAUGUUGAAUAAAGAACAGUUUGGGGAUGUGGUGGAGGAAGCACAGAGGAAACAGUUGAUAUUGGAAGCUAAACAAGAAUUAUUGAGUAGGGAUGCUAGCAAUGUGAAGCUAGGUGUUGAAGGAAUGAAAUGGAAAAGUCAGAAGAAUGGCAAAUAUUCUGUAACUUCAGGCUACAAAUGGUUGAUUGGAGGUGGUGAGAAGGACAUUAAUGCAAGAUGUAUUUGGGCUACUGCAAAUGUGCCAAAGCAUGCCUUCAUCGGUGAGGUUACAGAGAAGGAUAGUUCAGAUGAUGUUCCCCCUCACAGAUUGUUGUUCAGGGACGGCAGUCAGGGUGGCACCAAUGCCAGCGGUUCCAGUAAAGCAGGUACGAGCCAAGGUACCUCGGGUCAAGGUGUGACGAACACCCACAGUUCUAGUAGAGGCCACACGUCGGGAGCUGAAGAUCAGAGCAGAGAUACAUGGACUGGGCAAGGUGGGACGAACACCAGCAGUUCUAGUAGAGGCCACACGUUGGGUUCUGAACCCAAUGGCAGAGAUGUGAUGCAGACAGACUUUUUCAAGUUUAGGCAUAAGAAUAAGAUUCCGCAGAUACUCCACAACCAUGUUCAGUCAUAUCUUGAUGUCACUCCUGACGGCAAUUGUGGUUUCCGUGUCUUUGCGAGUUGCAUGUUGGGAGGGCAGAAUAAUCAUGUUUUGUACAGACAGAUAGUGUAUGAUGAGGUUAUAAAUAACCCUAGGCUGUACGAGAACCUUUACGGAUAUGAAGCCAGUUUAAUUUUGUGA